GCCCAGCCGGCCCCCUCCUCGGCCUCCCCUCUCCUUCUCCAUCCCUCUCCGUGGGGCUGUACUGAGUACUUGGUGCGAUGGCUGUGCAGAUGCAGUUCGAAGCAAAUGCAGAUACCUCAGCAGAGGAAGAGAGCUUUGGACCACAGCUCAUAUCUAGGUUAGAGCAAUGUGGUAUAAAUGCAAAUGAUGUGAAGAAAUUAGAAGAAGCUGGAUUUCACACAGUUGAGGCUGUUGCUUAUGCACCAAAGAAGGAGCUACUAAGUAUUAAAGGCAUCAGUGAAGCCAAAGCUGACAAAAUCUUGGCUGAAGCAGCUAAACUGGUUCCGAUGGGUUUCACCACAGCAACGGAAUUCCACCAGCGAAGGUCAGAGAUCAUCCAGAUCACCACUGGGUCCAAAGAACUUGAUAAACUUCUUCAAGGAGGAAUAGAAACAGGGUCCAUAACAGAGUUAUUCGGGGAGUUUCGUACUGGAAAAACACAGUUGUGUCAUACCCUGGCAGUAACCUGUCAACUUCCCAUUGACCGAGGUGGUGGUGAAGGAAAAGCUAUGUAUAUCGACACAGAAGGGACCUUCCGUCCAGAACGUCUGCUUGCUGUGGCUGAAAGGUAUGGCUUGUCUGGCAGUGAUGUCCUGGAUAAUGUGGCGUAUGCUCGAGGUUUUAACACAGACCAUCAGACCCAGCUCCUGUAUCAGGCAUCUGCUAUGAUGGCUGAGUCACGGUACGCGCUGCUGAUAGUGGACAGUGCCACAGCCCUUUAUCGGACAGAUUACUCAGGAAGAGGUGAGCUGUCAGCUAGACAGAUGCAUCUGGCCAGAUUUCUGCGUAUGCUGCUUCGACUUGCAGAUGAGUUUGGGGUGGCAGUUGUGAUCACUAACCAAGUGGUAGCACAAGUAGAUGGAGCAGCCAUGUUUGCUGCAGAUCCCAAAAAACCUAUUGGAGGAAACAUCAUAGCACACGCUUCCACCACGAGACUGUAUCUGCGAAAAGGCCGAGGUGAAACCAGAAUAUGUAAAAUCUAUGACUCGCCUUGCCUUCCUGAGGCUGAAGCAAUGUUUGCUAUUAAUGCUGAUGGAGUGGGAGAUGCUAAAGACUGAAGACUCCAUUUCAUUUCCCGUGUAGCCCAAGACUAGGUGUCCGUAAGACUCCUUUCUUUCUGGCGCCUUCCAGAUGCUUUCCCAACGCAGCUGCUGUUCAAAUGCUGGCAGAGGAAUCUGUUGUAUUUCAGCGCAGAAGUCCGUCGCGUGAAUACACUUUGAGACGCAUCUGGAGGUGCUGCUUGGAAGAGAUCUACCCUCUUGCGCUUUAGUCACAUGUUAGAUUCACGUGGUUUCUUGCGAACAUUUUCAGAGGACCAUAGCCUUUGUAUUUUCCUCACGGCUGUUGCUCCAGCUGGAUUCUCCCGGUGGACAUAGCACAGUAAAAUCUGAGAGUAUGUGGCCGUAGUUCAUAACUUGGUGAAUUUGAAGUAGCAUUGAUGGGUUUGUCAAAUAAGAAAAGUGGUGACUUAAAUACUUAAUGGAUUGCUUUAAUUAUAAAAUAAAGCAGAAUGGUAUUCCACAAUAAGAAUUUGAGGAUAUUGCUGGGAUUGAUGAUGAUCACAAUCCAUAUUCUUUAUGUUAAUUUUGUUUUGGAUGCUGCAACAUGCUGGUUUUGAGGAAUUGUUAAUUUACAUUUCAAUUACUUUUUUUGUAUUUCAUUAAUUCUCUGUGGAAAUCUGCUUUUAAUAAAAAGGACUAUGAAAAUAUUGACGACAUUACAGGUUUCUGGAAUUCAGACCAAGGCAGUUUUAAUCUGCAGGU
Molecule: messenger RNA, 1802 nt
Organism: Gymnogyps californianus (California condor)
Lineage: Eukaryota; Metazoa; Chordata; Aves; Accipitriformes; Cathartidae
Gene: RAD51
Product: RAD51 recombinase
Exons: 10
Coding region: 78-1097 (339 amino acids)
Biological process (GO): mitotic recombination-dependent replication fork processing; reciprocal meiotic recombination; DNA strand invasion
Cellular component (GO): condensed nuclear chromosome
Molecular function (GO): single-stranded DNA binding; ATP-dependent DNA damage sensor activity; ATP binding
Source: RefSeq, a predicted model, not a curated record